Messenger RNA from Brienomyrus brachyistius, 1321 nucleotides. RefSeq names its product enoyl-CoA hydratase, mitochondrial-like. Gene Ontology annotation, cellular component: mitochondrion. Gene Ontology annotation, biological process: fatty acid beta-oxidation. Gene Ontology annotation, molecular function: enoyl-CoA hydratase activity. The record is from RefSeq and is a predicted model, not a curated record. Lineage: Eukaryota; Metazoa; Chordata; Actinopteri; Osteoglossiformes; Mormyridae. Bases 46 to 915 code for a protein of 289 amino acids. The transcript has 2 exons.
UCUACUCGAGCGACGGUGUAUUCUAGUAGUGCUUAUCGAGAAGAGAUGGUGUUGUUUUGCAGGUCCGCGGCGUUUGCAGUUAGGCAAGCCGCUUCAUUCAUUUUUACUGGUACUCGGCGAUAUAGCACCAAUGCUCCCUUCAAAUUUAUUUUAGCGAGCAAGAAGGGAGAUAAAGAAAAUGUGGGCUUGAUUCAACUGAACCGGCCCAAAGCCCUGAACGCACUGUGCGAUUUGCUAAUGAGGGAGGUAAAUGAAGCCCUCGACCAUUUCGAAGAGGACAGCCAGGUCGGGGCCGUUGUCAUCACCGGCAGCGAAAAGGUCUUUGCGGCGGGAGCCGACAUAAAAGAAAUGCAUAACUGGACUUUUCCGGCUUGCUACACUGGCAACUUCCUGGCGCACUGGAACAGGGUUUGCUCCGCCAAGAAGCCAGUGAUAGCGGCUGUGAAUGGCUUGGCAUUAGGGGGAGGAUGCGAGAUGGCCAUGAUGUGUGACAUUAUUUACGCUGGGGAGAAGGCCCAGUUCGGCCAGCCGGAGAUCCUCCUGGGAACUAUCCCUGGCGCGGGUGGAACCCAACGGCUCACUAGAGCCGUUGGCAAGUCUCUAGCCAUGGAGAUGGUGCUGACGGGGAAACGGCUAACGGCUCAAGAAGCAAAGCAGGCCGGCCUCGUCAGCGGCGUGUUCCCCGUCCAGCAGCUGGUACCGGAAGCUAUCAGGUGUGGGGAGAGGAUAGCUUCAAACUCAAAGAUAAUCACUGCGAUGGCUAAGGAAGCCAUCAAUGCAGCCUUUGAGCUACCGCUGGCUGAGGGGAACCGCCUAGAGAAAAAGCUGUUUUAUGCCACCUUCGCCACCGAGGAUAGGAAGGAGGGAAUGACGGCCUUCUUGGAGAAGAGGAAGGCGUCUUUCAAGGACAAAUAAUGAAAAUGAUGCAAUUACCAGGAAAUGUGAAGUUCCUCAGUUGUACAUAGAUCUGGAGGGUGGCAAGUGGUGGCCCUGGCCACCCUGAAACCUGCCCACCCCAUUGGCCACCCUGGACCGAAGCCUGGCCGCCCCAUUGGCCACCCUGGACCGAAGCCUGGCCGCCCUGAAACCUGGCCGCCCCAUUGGCCACCCUGGACCGAAACCUGGCCCCGCCCCAUUGGCCACCCUGGACCGAAGCCUGGCUGCCCUGAAACCUGGCCACCCCAUUGGCCACCCUGGACUGAAGCCUGGCCACCCCAUUGGCCACCCUGGACUGAAGCCUGGCCGCCCCAUUGGCCACACCCUGUUGUAUUUGUAUUGUAGUUAAAUCAGACUUUAAUAAAAGAACUUUUUUAUUAUGAAA